Mercenaria mercenaria is the source of this 1824-nucleotide messenger RNA. Its product is annotated as ethylmalonyl-CoA decarboxylase-like. Gene Ontology annotation, molecular function: enoyl-CoA hydratase activity. Bases 146 to 1030 code for a protein of 294 amino acids. The transcript has 4 exons. Lineage: Eukaryota; Metazoa; Mollusca; Bivalvia; Venerida; Veneridae. The record is from RefSeq and is a predicted model, not a curated record. Gene Ontology annotation, biological process: fatty acid beta-oxidation. Gene Ontology annotation, cellular component: cytosol.
ACAGUUGAGGGUUUCAGGCAGUCAGCCAAAAACUCGAUUAGAGUCGCUCCACCCUGUAGGAUUUAAACCAGAAGUGAUUCUCCUAUGUAAAACUACAGAUACAGAUGCAGCAGUAGGGGAGGUGUGGACAGGACAUGUAGCAACCAUGUUAAUUCAAAGCAUUGUUAAAGUCCUGUUACCUGCAGCAGGCCAGUCUAUUCAUAGCAGGUGCAUAUGUCAUCGGAGUUUAAGUUCUCUGAGUGAAUUACGAAAUCAGUUUCAAAAGUUACCAGGUGGAUCUGUAGACCUGGCGAAGGAUGAGACAUCUGGAAUAGCAACGGUCAUCAUAAAUAAUCCUGGCAGGAAAAAUGCAUUUACGGGUAAAAUGAUGGUGGAUUUUUAUGAUUGUGUCAGUGACUUGGAGAAGUGGGUCACAGGAAAAUGCGUCAUACUUGCAGGCUGUGACGGUACUUUCUGUUCUGGUGGUGACCUUCAAACUGUACAGGCAAAUCUAUCUAAUGGAGAAGAAAUGAGUGAAUUAAUGCAAAAUGCAACAGCGAGACUAUUUAACUUACCUCUGGUCAGUGUGGCAGCAAUCGAUGGACAUGCUCUCGGAGGUGGUGCUGAACUGGCCACAGCUUGUGAUUUUAGAAUAAUGAAGCCGACAGCUAAGGUUGGUUUUGUGCAAGUGAAACUGAAUAUUGCAACAGGAUGGGGAGGAUGUACUAGACUUGUAGAACUGUUGGGAAGAACAAAGGCUUUAAGACUUUUAUCAUCAGGAAUGAUAAUGAAUGCUGAGACAGCUUAUAGAAUAGGCUUUGCUGAUGAUAUUUUAGACGAAAACGGAGAUAUUGUUGAAUUAGGUAAACAAUGGUUGAUAGAGAACUGUAUAGGUAAUGCUGCUGCAACUAGAGUUAUAAAACAAAUGGUUCUUGCUGGAGUGCAGUUUGAUGAAGCUGCAUCAUUAAAGUGUGAGAGGCAGUUGUUUUGUCAAGUAUGGGGAAAGGAAACACAUCGUGAAGCUCUUAGUAUGAAUAAAAAACAUAAAUGACAGAAGUAUUUAUAGAAUUAAACAGUAUUAAAUGGGUACAUACUACCAAAAACUUUGUUUUCUAUAGAAUUUUUUGAUAAGAUUUUGUGUACCGAAACCAUGAAUUAGAACAUUAAUUUUAGAUCCUUUUUAACAUAGUAACUUUGUUAAAGUUUUGCUUGUAAUCAUGUUUCUCAGGAACUACUUGAUCAAAUGUUUUCAGAUUCUCCAAAUGCUAGUUACCCAUGCUGAAUAAGUGAGUUGUGAGUCAGAUUGUCAGUUCAUAAAGAUAAGAAACUGUUUGUGAUAUGGCUAGAUAUUGCAUUACCAAUUUACCUUUCUGUUUAAAUAAAGCAGUAGGGGCCUCCAUGGCUGAGUGGUUAAGGUUGUAGACUUUAAAUCACUUGCCCCACAUGAAUGUGGGUUCAAGCCUCUCUGGGCAUUGAAUUCAUGUGAGGAAGCCAUCCAGCUGACUAAUGGAAGGUCGAUGGCUCUACCUAGGUGCCCGCUUAUGAUAAAAUAAUGCAGGGAGAGGCACCUUAGGUCUUCCUCCACCAUUAAACUCUGGAAAGUUGCCAUAUGACUUAUAAUUGUGUUGGUGUGACGUUAAACCCAACAGAAUAGACAAACAAAUGAAGCAGUAUGGGGAAACAUGUUCUUAAGCUAAAAGCAGUCUGUAGUUUUAAGUAUGUUUACGGCCAAACUCCAGCAUUAUUGAAAUUGUACAAGAUCUUGUAGUUAUAUUAUAUUCUAUGCAAGUUCAUGAAAAUUGUUAAAGAAACCUGGCUGCUAUGUGUUAACACAGUGAAACUAGA